AUGGAAUUUCUUGCUAUCGACAGUGAUGUUUCUAUUGUACCUUCCUGGAUGCCCUUACUUAGACAGAGUUUUAUAUGCAGCGGAGUUGUAACAUUUUACUUCAUCCAUGGUCUUUUUGUGGGUGCCCCAACUGUGUUUAUCCCGCAACUAAGAAGGGAACACAAUUCUACGGAUUCUAUAGAUUUGUCUAUGGAAUCUUGGUUAUCAUCCGCCUUAUUCUACAGUUCCAUACCUUGGGCAGUUAUAAUCCCGAUCUUCGCAUACUAUUUUGGAAGGAAAAAAACUGAAAUUAUUCUCUGCUUUGACACAUUGAUAAGCAGCGUUAUUUUGUACUAUAGUACAUCACCAAGACAGAUUAUUAUCAGUCAGAUAAUAAUUGGUAUGUUACCUGCCGGCCAUCUCACUGUUUCUGUAAUGGUGCUAACAGAAUAUUUUUCACCUAGAUAUAGAGGCAUUUUUAUGAGUGUCAAAUCAGCGACUGUAUUCUGGGGAAUAUGGAUGUCAAACGCCAUAGGAACGUAUUUUCAUUGGAGUAAUAUUGCAAUCCUGAGCUUUGUCUGCAGCGCAUAUACCUUAAGUACAUUACUAUGGACAGAGUCCCCGUACUGGCUUGCAUCUAAAGGUCGCUUCAGGGAGUGUGUUGAAACACACCGGUGGUUAAAAGGGACUGAUGCCGAAUCAGAGGAAGAGCUUAAACGUCUCAUUGAUUAUCACAAAUCACGUUUUAAUUCACGUAAUGGAAGACGUCCGAUUUUAAUAUUGAAAUCGACGUUUAACGCGAUAACAGAAAGUAGUUUUUAUAAGCCCCUUCUUAUUGCUACGUUGACAAUUUGUUUAUUCCAUAUAUCCGGAAAAUUUGCAUUUAGUAUCUACGCUAUAAGGAUAUUAAAAGAUAUAACUGUUAGUGAAUGGACAGCUUACAAUGGUAUGUUGAUUUUGGAUGGAUUAACCAUACUUGGGAUGUAUGUGGGUUCGUCAUUUUCUAAAUUUCUUAAACGCAGAACAAUGAUUUUGUACGCGUCGUCACUCGGCGCUGCUUUUUUAUUAUUACUAUCUGUGUAUUUAUAUUUAAUUGAAUAUGAAAUUGUAUCAGAUAAUAAGUAUGUUUCUAUACUUCUAUUAGCUGCGUACUGUAUGUCAAUGAGCUGUGGUCCGAUGAUUAUGGCCCUAUGUGUAUGUGGUGAGCUAUCACCGUUACAGAAUAGAAGCCUUUUUCUUUGCGUAAUAUGUAUUAUUUUUAAUAGUCUAAUGGCAGUGAUGCUUAAACUAUCGCCAUAUUUAUUCAAAUCAGUUGGUCUAAGUGGCUCAUUUCUAUUCUAUGGAAUCGGUUCUUAUACAGUCAUUGGAUUACUUUACAAGUACUUACCGGAAACGAAAGAUAAAACUAUUCUCGAAGUCCAGAAGUAUUUUGAAGGAAAUUUUUGUAUUAAGGAAGAACAUGAAGUUAUGUUAACAGAACGCCGAUUAGUUGAAAUAGGACAUCCUAUGACGAAUUAG
This is a messenger RNA of Pieris macdunnoughi, 1497 nucleotides long. The record is from the annotation of a GenBank genome assembly. Lineage: Eukaryota; Metazoa; Arthropoda; Insecta; Lepidoptera; Pieridae.